AUUCGUGACUUCGUAUUUUAAUCACAUCAGCACCAACGUAACCGUGUCCGUAACUUCCUAUCUAAUGUUUAUGUAAUUUAAUUUUGAAUUAAAAUUUAAUUAAAAAUGGGUAAAAUUAAAAAAAAAUUCGAAAGAGCGAGUCGCCAAGAAGCUCUAGACCAGCAAAUAAUCGGAUCGCGUUAUGCCAAGCCAUCUACCAGAAUAAAACAACGAAGUCGCCGAGAUGAAGACGAGGAGUUUGUUGAUAGUAAGCUAACCCAUAAGAUUUUGGAACAAGCUAGAAAACAACAAGAAGAUUUAGAGGAAGAAGUAGGUUUAAGCCUGCCACAUUCAUCUGCUGCAAUAUCUGCAUUGCUCAGCGGCUGUGAUUCAUUAGAAGAGACACAGAAAAAUGGUUUUGCAGUUAGUUCGAGUGCUGACGGAUUUAAAGAAGUUGAAAAAAUUGAAAUCAGUCAGGAAGAUGAGAAAGCACUUGAAAUGUUCAUGCCACAUGAUCCAUCUAAAAGAGCUGCACUUGCUGACAUAAUGAAAGAGAAACUGACUGAGAAACAAACUGAAAUGAGCACCAUUUUCCCAGAUUCAUCAAAUUUGUUUAGAGAAGCAAAUCCAGAAAUGAUAACUGUGUUCAGAGAUUGUGCUAAGUUACUAUCGUUAUAUCGUGCUGGGCCUUUGCCAAAGCCAAUCAAAGCCCUACCGCAGUUUGCAAACUGGGAGCAGCUUCUUAAUCUCACGGAGCCAGAUAAGUGGACUGCUGCAGCUAUGAUGGAAUUAACAAGGAUAUUUUCUUCAAAUUUGUCUGCAAAAAUGGCUCAAAGGUUUUACAACAAACUUCUACUUCCUCGGUUGCGUGAUGAUAUUUCUGAAUACAAAAAACUCAAUGAUCAUUUGUAUAAGGCACUGAUACAGGCACUCUUCAAGCCUUCUGCAUUCUACAAAGGAAUAAUAAUACCUCUAUGUGAAUUUAAAGAUCCAGAUAUCCCUUGUUCUCAGUACGAAGCUAAAAUUAUUGGAAGUGUGAUAGCAAAGCACUCCAUUCCUAUUCUUGAUUCUGGUGCCGCCAUACUGGUUCUUUCGCAGAUGGAUUACACUGGAGCAGCUUGUUACUUUUUGAAAAUUCUUGUGGAAAAAAAAUAUGCCUUACCAUUCAAAGUAAUCGGAGCUGUUGUCCAGUACUUCAUGAAGUUUGAAAAGGAUGAAAGAACAUUUCCAAAACAGUGGCAUGAGUGCUUACUUUCAUUUGUCAAGAUUUACAAGAAUGAUCUAUCAUCUGACCAGCAAACAGAUCUUCUGCGACUCAUUGGAAUCCAUUCCCACGAUUGGUUCACUGCUGAGAUUCAUAAGGAAUUAUUAACUAGAAAAAAUCAAACAUCAGAGCAGUCUGUUAUUAUGAGCGAAUGAAUGUAAAUAAUGUAUACUUUAAUAUUAUACUGUACAUAAAUAAAAUACAUAUAAAUGAA
Messenger RNA from Parasteatoda tepidariorum (common house spider), 1457 nucleotides. RefSeq names its product Bystin (gene bys). Gene Ontology annotation, molecular function: snoRNA binding. Lineage: Eukaryota; Metazoa; Arthropoda; Arachnida; Araneae; Theridiidae. The record is from RefSeq and is a predicted model, not a curated record. Gene Ontology annotation, cellular component: preribosome, small subunit precursor; nucleolus; cytoplasm. Gene Ontology annotation, biological process: rRNA processing.